Messenger RNA from Vombatus ursinus (common wombat), 2329 nucleotides. RefSeq names its product tyrosine-protein phosphatase non-receptor type 9-like. Gene Ontology annotation, molecular function: protein tyrosine phosphatase activity. NCBI's taxonomy places the organism in Eukaryota, Metazoa, Chordata, Mammalia, Diprotodontia, Vombatidae. Gene Ontology annotation, biological process: protein dephosphorylation. The transcript has 3 exons. The record is from RefSeq and is a predicted model, not a curated record. Bases 16 to 663 code for a protein of 215 amino acids.
UGCAGGACUCAGGAGAUGUGCUCUGGUGAGGGUGGAUGGCUAGCUAGAGAGCUCCUUUUGACUCUGGGCCUUUGUGUGUCUCCCUCCAGAUUCGAGGAAGGUGGCAGGAGAAAGUGUGGCCAGUACUGGCCCUUGGAAAAAGACAGUCAGAUCCGAUUUGGCUUUCUCACGGUGACCAACCAAGGAGUGGAAAACAUGAACCAUUAUAAGAAAACAACGCUGGAAAUUCAUAACACAGAAGAACGACAAAAGAGACAAGUGAUCCACUUCCAGUUCCUGAGCUGGCCAGAUUAUGGCGUCCCUUCUUCAGCUGACAGCCUGAUUGACUUCCUCAGAGUGGUCAGAAACCAGCAGAAGAUGGCGGUCAGGAACUUGGGACCACGCUUCAAAGGUCAUCCCAGAGGGCCGCCCAUCGUGGUCCACUGCAGCGCAGGCAUUGGCAGGACAGGCACCUUUUGUUCGCUGGACAUCUGCCUGGCACAGCUGGAAGAGCUGGGCACGCUGAACGUGUUUCAGACAGUGUCCCGCAUGAGGACCCAGAGGGCAUUCAGCAUCCAGACCCCGGAGCAGUACUUCUUCUGUUACAAGGCCAUCAUUGAAUAUGCCUUGAAGGAGGGCUUGGUGCCCCCUGGCUGCCAUCUGCUGAGCAUCGAGAGGCAGUAGCUGGCACCUGGGGCCUCUCACCUGGUGCAGGAACUGGCUGCCCAUCAGUAACCUUCCGCCAGCCUUCCUCCCUCUCCCUGGGACACUGCCAAGCCCCUAGGCGGCCAUCAGUAAUGUUGAAACAUCCACCUCUUUCUACGUCUCCUGGUACAUGGCAGCCUUUUCCUUUGGCUAGCUAGCUCUGAUGAAAUCUCCACAAGUAGCCAGUGGCUAGCAGCUCGUGUUCUUAAUUUCUAGCACCUGCUAUUGAACUGUGCCUUAUUAAAACCAAAUUGUGGCUACCAUUUCUGACAGGGGUCCCCAGAGGUAAGUGGGAAAGCAUCUUCUCUUCCCCUCUCAAACCUCCCUCACCUCGACUUUGCCAUAGUUUGAUGGGGAAGGAGGUGAGAGACCUCCUCUAGUUCAUCCCAGGAGAAUUUGAUCAACCCCAUAUCUUAGAGGUCAUCCCCAGUGCCAAGAAGGUGUAAGAAGUAAGGCAUGUCCUCCAGUCUUAUCUACCAUUCUGUGUGCCUGUGUAUGUAUGUUACGUGUGCGUGGGUCUGGAUCUGUCUGUAUGUGUGUGUAUGUAAUAUAUACUGUAUGUGUUAAUAUGUACGUAUUAUAUAAAUCCAUAUGUACACACCUCUUUCCAGCAGUUCAUGGGGCUCCAUGCUGGAGGUCAGGCUGCCAUGUUCCUCGGAGGUCGCUUCAGAAACGGCACUGUUCGUUGCCCAUGGGGCGCUCCCACCCGAGGGAAUGUGGGAGGGGAGUCAAUUAUGCAUUAUGUUGUUAGACAGGGAGGAUGUUGUGACAAUGUCCUUCACCCUACUCCCCGCCAUCUACACCCUCUCCUGAGUGUGGACCAGUCCCCCUCUUGGUCAUGGCCUGUCUUUGGCCCUGGGAAUGCUGUAUGUGGUGACCCUGGUGCGUUAUUCUCCCAACUUAACAUUUUUUUUCUCUGUUUACCUUAUCCACUGGGGAAACCCUUUACCUUGAAUAAGGAGCUGCAGAUCUCCACUGUGACAUUCGAACCCCUAUUUCUCCCUAGUCCUCCCCAGGGGAUGAUGGGGAUUAACUCACUGAGGAGCCAAGGCCAAAGGCAAUCGGUACGAAGUCUUCAGAGGGCUCACGGGACCCUGGGCACAAUACGGGUUGGGGAGCUUGACCUGAGGGAAUCACUUGACGAGAAGAGCUUUUCUUUCUCAUUUGCCUUUCUGAAGCAUUCCCCUCUCUGCUGCCUCUUACCCCUGCCUUCCGCUGCAUCCCCCUGCCUUGUCAUCGGGAUGCUACAUCCUGGUUCUGGGCCAAGAAAGAGCUGAAAGCGGCUCCUGGCUGGGGGCUCCCCACAGAGAGACCCCCCAACUCUGGAAUUGCUGUUCGUCACCCCACUGUCCUGCCCCAGCCCAACAUCACCAACAGCUCCACCCUGUGCUGAGGGGAGACCGUCAGUAAUGCAAAAACUCCUCUCUCACAGAAGAUGAGGUUGGCGGCUGAGCGGCCCUCGGUCAUUUGAUACUGUAACAAGCUCUUUGAAUGUGUAUAUUCUUAUUUUUACAAUCUUUUCAUUUUGUAUUUAACGUUCAAGGAUUGAGUCAGAUUUGGAGAAUAAUUGUAAAUGUUCAUAUUCAAUACCUUAUGGCGAUACAAUUUUGUAUUUACAUAUAAAUAUACCUACAAAUGAUCUGAC